Molecule: messenger RNA, 1012 nt
Organism: Manduca sexta (tobacco hornworm)
Lineage: Eukaryota; Metazoa; Arthropoda; Insecta; Lepidoptera; Sphingidae
Exons: 4
Coding region: 79-534 (151 amino acids)
Biological process (GO): regulation of establishment of bipolar cell polarity; establishment of mitotic spindle orientation
Cellular component (GO): spindle
Molecular function (GO): protein binding
Source: RefSeq, a predicted model, not a curated record
CAUGGGAAAAUCCGAGUCUGCGAAGUCGAUAGCGGAGUUAGUGUCGCAGCAGCGCGUGCGCAGAGGUUCCGAGGCGACAUGUGCCCCAACCAACCACGUGGAUGCGUCAACCCGGCUUUUGUUUACAGUACCCCACCAAAGGAGAGAAAGCUGCCGCUGUCACCGUCUGCUUACUUGAAGCUCCAGUACGGCGCGCUGCUCGAAGGGUGCGGGGGUGAGCUGCCGUCGUUGAGCGCAUGCGCACCCCACCCGCCGCACCUCGACAAAGCGACGCGCCGCCAACAGAAGGAUGCGCGUGCGCAACAAGACAAAAUCGCACAAGUUAACAUACAUUUGCACGCCCUCUUCGCAGCCGUCGAACAUGGAUAUCUUGACAAAGCGAGAAACAUCCUGGAGUCGACUGAUGUCGACGUUAACAGCCUCAACGCCGACGGGCUGUCGCCUUUGGACGUGGCGGUGCUCUCGACUAACAGGCCGCUCGUCAAGAUGCUCAUGGAGUUCGGCGCCAAGGAAGGCACGCAAUGUAAGUACUAGAAUAUAGAUAAUAGUAUCUAGAUGUUAUUCUCAACUUCUGCUCGUAUAAAGGUAAAAUGCAUACUAAAUUGUGCUCCUGGCUCCGCCCGCAAAGCAGUGGAAUGAAAGCCCUAUAUGACUUUCUAUUAAAAAAAAAAGUAGCGUAUAUGCAAAUACUGCAGUACCAAAUUUGAUCCAAAUCCGUUAAGUAUUUUUUGGGUUUUCUAACAAUCGUUCACAUUUACAAUAUUAAUAAGGAUGGCUUUCCAUAAUAUACGCGGCACUCGAAAGGAAAAGCUAUAAACAUAAAGUUUACUCCAUACCAUCGUUAUGCUCACAAAAAUCACACAAAACUCCAUCUAUUUUUUUGAAUUUGAUUUGUAUGCGACGAGUAUUUUUUUCGGUUUUCAUUUUAUUUCAUUCUAAGAAGAGUUGACUGCAAGAGCCUAUAUUAUAGAACAUAAAGAAAAAUAUCAUCGUCUUCAUACAAUAUUAGUAA